GCCCAUGCUAUUGACAUGCGGUACGACGCAGGCACACAUAUCCCCCCGUCCAACCGCUUCCUAGCUUGGCCUCCUUGAUCUCUUACUCUGACCCCCCGCUUGAGCCGACCUUACGCAGGACGCAGAGUCGGCUGCCGCCAUGAGCCAUUCAUUUGACGAACACGUUGCCAUCUUCUGGGACUACGAGAACUGCGCACCUCCGACUAGCACACCCGGCUAUGAUGUUGUCAGCAAUAUACGUCAAGUCGCACACGAGUAUGGCAGUGUGAAGCUGUUCAAGGCGUACCUUGAGCUUUCCGAACAGUCGUCCUCCAAGUCCAUCGGUCUCCGCUCAGAACUGCAGUCGUGCGGGGUCUCAUUGACUGACUGCCCUCACAAUGGAAGGAAGGACGUAGCGGAUAAGAUGAUGAUUGUCGACAUGCUCACAUACGCCAUCGACAAUCCGGCGCCGGCUACAAUUGUCCUCAUCUCCGGAGAUCGAGAUUUCGUCUAUGCUGUGUCAGUCCUGCGCCUCCGCAGAUACCGUGUUGUCUUAGUCGCACCCAACUGCGCCCACGCGAGUCUCAAGUCCCAAGCUUCGGCUGUCCUGAAUUGGGAGACCGACAUCAUGGGCAAGACAAACCCUCGUCCCCAGACACUCGACGCACCCAAUAGCUGUUCUGAUGAUGCUCCUCAGCGCUCCCCUAGGCGUACAUCGUUUGGCAGUCAAUUACCACAUUUUACUGCAAAACAUGCCCGUCGUCCUUCGUUCAAGACUAAUACCCCCAUUACCCCCGUCACUCCGGAUACCGGUGGCGGUCAAGGCGAUUCAUUCUUUGGCGGACGACAUCUGAGGAAUCCCUCUAUUGUCACUACGGUCGAGUGUUUCGUUGCGGACACCCAUCUUCACGGACGCAUGGAGUCAAUCAGCACACAACCACCCAUCCCAGACAUAGUUGACUUCAUACAAGACAUCAAAGGGGCGGAACUUAGGCUACCGGCCCCAGAUGAUGAGCCCUCAGCCUACGUAUCACACAUUCUGCAGACGUCUGCUACUCUCCUGGCACCUGUCAGCGCCGCGAACCCGACUUCUGCACCCCCCUCUAGCCGAGACUCAACCAAUGGCGCAGAGCCGGCCAGUGCGCCUCCUGAUCGUCUCAAUGCCCCACCUCUCAUUGCCCCGGAGCCCAUCGCUUUCCCGCGCCUUGCUUUUGAGGAAUCAAUCUUGCGCCCGGCGACUGUAGAGCCCUUGUCACGCGUCCCGAGCGAAAGCUCGCAGUCCUCUGUCUCGGGCUCGGCAGUGUCAUCCUCCUCAGGUGAUCUGUUGCGCACGCCUGAUUAUGUCUUGGCCGAGGCACUCGACGUUACGCCACCAACUCCUGCGCUGGACGUCGACGAAUCUCCAAUUACCCCGAAUGCCGAUCCUGUCCAGGCUCUUCCUCCGACAGCCCAGGAAGAGCCCUCCCCGCAUUCCCCGCCCGUCGUUGUGGUAGAAAUCACUGCGCCAGUGCCGCCCCCCGUUUCUUUCGCUCCGAACGCUGUACCUUCGUCAAUCCCCCAUUACUUCCACCCGCUCGUGAAAGCUCUGGAAGAGUCGCGCAUGAGCGGUUCGCCACGGCCACUCCGGUCCUGGGUCGGCUUGAAGAUCCCGCGUGGCAUAUACACUCAGGCGAAGGUGCCCAAGUUCAAGCAAUAUGCCGCUGCUGCGGAGCAGGCGGGCCUCGUCGAGCUAGGCGGCGUUCAGUCCAGCGCAUGGAUCUCGCUCCGCCCAGAGUGGUAUGGGAAGAUCCCCGUCCAUCCAUUCUCGUAAGGUGGAUGUGCCGAGACAGUGAGGCACGCCGCGGGUCGGAGUGCCGUAUAUUUGUGAUCUUGUAUGCUCGUAUGACACACGAGCGAUUACUUCCCGGAUUGCGGGUGAGAAGUGUGUCGCGUAGCUCUCACUCUAUGUGUAUUGGUUAGGACAGGAGGCGGCCCCCCAACGUAUAUCAUUUAUCCAUGAACAUGUACACUGCUACUACCCAAUGUAUCCCGUAUUCAGUCUAUCA
Dichomitus squalens LYAD-421 SS1 is the source of this 2024-nucleotide messenger RNA. RefSeq lists its product as uncharacterized. The record is from RefSeq and is a predicted model, not a curated record. Gene Ontology annotation, molecular function: CCR4-NOT complex binding; mRNA base-pairing post-transcriptional repressor activity; RNA nuclease activity. Bases 140 to 1789 code for a protein of 549 amino acids. Gene Ontology annotation, biological process: post-transcriptional gene silencing. The transcript has 5 exons. Gene Ontology annotation, cellular component: peroxisome; cytoplasm. Lineage: Eukaryota; Fungi; Basidiomycota; Agaricomycetes; Polyporales; Polyporaceae.